AUGCCCCAGGUGUUGUCUCUAGACGAUGUGACUAUAGCGGUUGCUGGAGGGGGCGUGGGUAUAGAGGGCGGUGGUGGGGAAGAAGGGGAAGAGGGGGAGGAGGAGGAAGAUGAUGAGGAUGAUGAUGAUGAAGAGGAGGGAAAUGAGGAGGAGGAGGGUAAUGAGGAGGAGGAUAGGGGGGAUGAGGAGAGGGCUUCUGCUCGGUUCCUCUCCUCCCUCCUCUCGUUCCUCCUCUCAGCCACGCGUUUCCUCCUCACCUCCCUCUCCGCGUCCUUCUCUUCUGAAAACGCACCACAGCGAGCAAUUGCCUCCUUUAAAGUCACCCUCGCAAUAGUCACAGCGGCCCUCCUCGGCUACCUAGUCUCCCCCUCAUUCGACUUCUGGGCAGCAGUCACUGUAGCAUUCGUUUCAGGGGGAUACCAGGGGGGGUCGUUCAAAGCCUCUAUGCUGAGACUACAAGGGACAGUAGCAGGGGCUGUGUUUGGUUACUUGCUGGUUCCUUUAACUACAGACCGCAUGCCGCUGCUGCUGUCGGCGCUGGCUGUGUGGGUGUUCCUGACUGCGUUUGUGCGGACGAGUAAAGAGUAUGGGUAUGCAGGAGUGGUUGCUGCUUUCACUGCUGCGAUCAUCAUGCUGGGGUAUCCGGCUCUCAACAGCCCUCCUCCUCCUUCCCUUUCUCCCUCACCCCCUCCCCCCUCCCCUCCCUCCUCCUCUGUCUCUCUCUCCGACUUAACAGUCGAGCAUUACGCGCUAUUGAGAAUCACAGAGACGUGCAUUGGUCUCGUGUCUGUGAUUCUCAUUGAGCUUCUCGUGUUCCCCACGCGUGCUGCGGCUCUGGCUCGGGCCGAGCUUGUCGCAAACAUCACCCGUUGCCGCGUCUGCGCUGCCACGGUUGCCUGGUCGUACUUCGGCGGGACGUUCGAGAGGAGGUUCGGCGGGAGGUUCGGGGAUGGGCCGGGUGGGGCGGGGAGGUGUGGUGGUAGUAAGUUGGGCUGGGCAGGGUGGUUUGGAAGGUGGUUCGGGCGGCAAAAUGGGAUGGCAGCAGGGAAUGUAGGAGAUGGGCGAGCAGAGGUGGCUCUUGGAGUGACUUGGAAGGGGAUGGGUGGAGGAGUGGAGAGCGGUGCAGUGCAGGUGAACGGAGGGAGGGGGAAUGUGGCAGAGUUGAACUCUGUGGGGAGGGAGAGGGAGGAGAGAAGGGAGAGGGAGAUGGAGGUGGCUAGGGAGGGGUGGAGGGUUCUAGAGGAGGAGAGGGAGAGAGGGAGAGGGGGAGGGUGGGUGGGGGGAGGGGAAGGUGGGGUGGGGGAAGUAGGGGCGCGGGGAGGAGGAGAAGGGGGAGAAGGUGGGAUGGAGAGUGGAGUGGGAGCAGAGGGGGGAAUGGGCGCAGUCGGGGGAGCAGACGGGGAAAGCGGAGUGGGGGGAUUAGUGGGUAGCGGAGUGGGGGGAGCAGUGGGGAACGGAGUGGGGGAAGCAGUGGGAAACACAGGGGGGAAAAGGGAACUGGUAAGCAGUAAUGAACCGUUCCCAGUGGUUGCUGCAAAUCGAGCAACCAGUGCGGGUGACGUAAAAGCCUUGGGAGGAAGGGCAGAAAUGGGCAGCGCCGGGAGUUCUGGUAUGACUAGCAGGGAGGAAGAGCGAGUGGUAGAAGCAGCACCGGAUCAGGGUCUAUCGGGAGCAGCAGGAGCAGGUGCAACGAUUGCUACAGCAGCACCACCCGGCAUAUGCUGUCCCUCAGGAGUGGGAACAGGAAUGGGAGUGGGAGUGAAGGUGCUGCACGGGAGGCCGAGCGAGACGGGCAGAGAGGUGGAGCGGCUAGUGCAGCCGCUGAGGGGGGCUUUAAGGGAGAUGGAGGAGGAAAUGGUGGUGGCCCUGUGGUGCGUGGAGCGUGCUCUAGUGUGGGGCCAUGGCAGCUGGACUGGCGUGGUGGGGGGCGGGGAGGGGGACGAGUGGGAGGAGUGGGAGGAGUGGGAGGAGGAGGGGGAGGAGGAGGGUGAGGAGGUUGAGGAAGGGGGGGAGGGGGAGGAAAGGGAAGGGAGGGAAGGAAGCUGGGAUGGGAGGCAGUCGUUGGGGGGUGGGAGGGGGGGGGAGGGAGGAGAGUGGAGAGUGGGGAGGGCGGGGAGGAAGAGGAGGAAGGGGAAGGGUUGCGGAGGAGUGGCGAAGGGAUGGAGGGUGAAGCUCACGCAAAGAGAGUCUGUUAGGCCUCUGUUGGCAGGGGAUGGGAGUGGGAGUGGGGAGGCGAGAGGGGAGGGUAGAGGAGAUGGGAGUGGGGAGGAGAGAGGGGAGGAGAGCGGGGAGGAGUGGGGGGAGGAGAGCGGGGAGGAGAGAGGGAAGGAGAGGGUUGAGGGAAGCAGGGAGGAGAGGGAGGGGGAGGAGGGACGGAGGGUAGAGGGCGAUGAGGGGAGAAUAGUGAGUGAGGGGCAAGAGGAUGAGAGUAGCCGGGUAGUGGAUUCGGCAGUAAGGAUGCGGGUAGAGGAGCCUGGUGCGACAACUCAGGGAGGAAGGACUGGCCGGGGUGAAGCAACCCAAAGCACUCACCAUUGCGGCAAAUCCACGCCGUAUAGGACGAGAGCAGCGGCACAAGAGGCGCACAGGACAAGAGGCAGGAGAGCGGGGCGGAAGCGAGCGAUGGAGAGCUUUGUCCGCGAGUACAACCAUGUACUGGACAUGCUUAUAGCGAGUAAGAGGCAGCACCCGGGGGAGAGCAUAGUGCGGAACUCGGCGAUGCUGUCGUUCAACUCGCUGGUGUUCAGCAUGCAGGCUCUCAUGGAGGAGAGCGAGGAGCUGGCAAGGAGUGCCAGGGAGAUGCUGCUGGUGGAACAGCCUCUUGAUGUGGGACACAUGGCGGCUAUCAGGUUUACUUGA
Messenger RNA from Closterium sp. Yama58-4, 2859 nucleotides. The record is from the annotation of a GenBank genome assembly. Lineage: Eukaryota; Viridiplantae; Streptophyta; Zygnematophyceae; Desmidiales; Closteriaceae.